AUAAGAAGAAUUAUUUGUAAAGCAAAACGCAAAGUGAACCAACCAUCAGCAAGAACCUUUUUACUAUUGGAAUUUUAAUAAAACUUUUUAUCAAGUUUACAAUUUAUUAAAAGUGUUUAAUAAAUAACUGACCUACUAGAAUCUUGCUAAAGAUUCAACUCACCUUUGGGCAAGGAUUUUAAGUGUUUCGUACUUAAGGAAACUUGCAAACUCCCACAACACCUAGUAAGCGGUGGACGGACAGACAGACGACGGAGAGCCACAAAAACACACACAGUCACUCACUCAUAUAAACUGCAAAGCAUAGAAAAUAACAAGAAGAAGCAGAUAAUUUAAGAAUAAAAUCGAAAACAAUAAGGAACUGAAAACUAGAGGAGUCCAACUAGUUUCCAAUUUGUACAAAAACAAAACAACCAAAUAAAAGGAUUUCAAAAGAGACUUUCAAAGCAAAUCAACAAAAAAGUUAAAAUAAAACAAACGUUUUCUAAUAUUUAUUUUGCGGCAAAUAAAAUAAAAACAACUUGUUAAUAACAAUGGAGAAACAACCAGCAAAACAGUAUGAAACUUCGAAUUCAUCAGCUAAACCAACGCAACAAUCACAUAAACCCAUGCAAGCAAAAAGAGUUGGGCAAUCACCCCAAUCUGAAACGCCACCGAGAAACGAAAUGAUUUAUGAUCCACCAAGCAUGGAAGCAAAAAUGCCCAGGCCAAGUUAUUACAAUUCAUCUAAACCAUCGUGGCCAGAAUUGGUGGAGAGCGAUGAUAGUGACAUGGAAACUGAUAUUGAUGUUGAGAAAUUACCACCCCUUGAGGUCGGUCCUCAUGAGAAUCGUCUACAGCACACAUAUUGGUUGUGGUUCUCACGUAAAGGUGCACAUCGUGCAAUGGAUUAUAGUAAAUCGUUACGUGUGGUGGGUCGUUGUGCCAGUGUUCAACAAUGGUGGUCACUAUACUCGCAUCUUAAACGUCCCACAGCCUUAUCAUUGUACCUGGAAUUGAGUCUAUUCAAACAGGGCAUUAAACCGAUGUGGGAAGAUCCAGCCAAUUCGAAGGGUGGCCAAUGGGUAAUACGUUUACGUAAAAAUCAAAUUGAUCGUGCGUGGGAAAAUGUCUGCAUGGCCAUGUUGGGUGAACAAUUUUUGGUUGGCGAUGAAAUAUGCGGUGUAGUGUUAACAACAAAGGUUCAGGUAAGUUCAUAAUUUUCCUAAGUUUUCAUUGA
This is a messenger RNA of Lucilia sericata (common green bottle fly), 1219 nucleotides long. It is a transcript of the gene eIF4EHP, whose product is annotated as eukaryotic translation initiation factor 4E type 2. Gene Ontology annotation, biological process: translational initiation. Bases 534 to 1199 code for a protein of 221 amino acids. Gene Ontology annotation, molecular function: translation initiation factor activity; RNA 7-methylguanosine cap binding. Gene Ontology annotation, cellular component: eukaryotic translation initiation factor 4F complex. The transcript has 3 exons. Lineage: Eukaryota; Metazoa; Arthropoda; Insecta; Diptera; Calliphoridae. The record is from RefSeq and is a predicted model, not a curated record.